CAGAGGGAAGAUGCUGCACAGAUGCAUCAAUUCAUAUUGCACGCAGCUUUGGAUAUUGUUCAGGAUCUUGCAUGGACCACCAGCGCGAUGUAUUUGAAAGCAAUUGACAGGUUCAAUGAUUUGGUGGUAUCAGUUUAUGUUACAGCAGGUCAUACAAGACUCAUGCUACUUCAUGACUCUCGCAAUGAUGAUGGAAUCAAAAGCUUUUUCCAGGAGGUUCAUGAGCUGUAUAUAAAGAUUCUUCUCAACCCCCUCUAUUUGCCUGGUUCCCGCAUUGCAUCUUCGCAUUUUGACACCAAAGUCCGUGCUCUUGCAAGAAAAUACCUUUAGUGGUGGUGGUCGUUUAUACUAGUCUGAGAGCUAUUGGGGUGAUGGAAUGAACUUAGAAAGUACCACCAUCCUUUUUCUUGUCUCGGCUAUUGAGUAUUUUAAAGGCUUCCCUCGAGUUUCAUUCAUGAUGGUAAAGAUUAGUGGCUGUGUGCAAUUUACUUAAUGUUGCAUCGGAUGCCUCAAUGGAUGCAUAAAACACAAGCAGCAACUAAAACGCGUUGAUUAUUUUUGUGACAAUGUGUUUCACUCAAAUUCUUAAUGUUGGCAGUUGAGACACGGUGAUUAAAUGAUGUAUUCUUUUUUCCUUUAAUAUAGAAUCUAAUCUUGCAUUUGUAUAUCU
Molecule: messenger RNA, 670 nt
Organism: Populus euphratica (Euphrates poplar)
Lineage: Eukaryota; Viridiplantae; Streptophyta; Magnoliopsida; Malpighiales; Salicaceae
Product: trafficking protein particle complex subunit 2-like
Exons: 4
Biological process (GO): endoplasmic reticulum to Golgi vesicle-mediated transport
Source: RefSeq, a predicted model, not a curated record